AUGGGAUGCAACUCGUCAUGUCAAGUUGAUGCAUGGGAUAUGCCACUGAAUAACCCCGGCGAUGGUGGGAGCACGUUUCAUGCGAAGCACAAGCCUACCACACCGCGGGCAUCAAAGGUGGCCAUGCGAAAUUCCUCGCUACCCCAUCAAGUUGAGGGAUGCGAGUCCGAAAACUGCGUUCCAGACUUCUUCCGGGUCUCUAUUCCGGCAGACCUCCGCGAGGUGAUCAAACCGGGGCCCAUCCUCACGGAGUUCUCGGAGCCGACGGAAGUAGAGAGCUCCUGGGAUAUGCCAAGCAUGGCGAAGCGUUGGAAGGACCUGCCCGCGAAUCUGAUGCUCCCACCAGAUCGGGAAAUGCACUCAGAGCACUUGAACAGACUAGAGAAAGCCCUCAGAGUAAUCAAGAGGUCGCCGGACUUGCUAAGACAGGGAGUCGACCGGAAGAGGAGGGAGAGUUGGAUGGCUCCGGUGGGAAGUCACGAGCUGUGGCAAGAGCAGCCGACGCCAUGA
This is a messenger RNA of Symbiodinium necroappetens, 510 nucleotides long. The record is from the annotation of a GenBank genome assembly. NCBI's taxonomy places the organism in Eukaryota, Dinophyceae, Suessiales, Symbiodiniaceae.